Molecule: messenger RNA, 630 nt
Organism: Chelmon rostratus (copperband butterflyfish)
Lineage: Eukaryota; Metazoa; Chordata; Actinopteri; Chaetodontiformes; Chaetodontidae
Gene: cbln2b
Product: cerebellin 2b precursor
Exons: 3
Coding region: 1-606 (201 amino acids)
Molecular function (GO): protein binding
Source: RefSeq, a predicted model, not a curated record
AUGGUGCCCGCGCGCUGCCCGGGACCCUGUGCCAUGCUGGCUCUGACCCUCCUGUUGGGAUGCGGCGUGGCUUUUUGCCUCGGCCAGAACGACACGGAGCCCAUCGUGCUCGAAGGGAAGUGUCUUGUGGUUUGCGACUCGAACCCCUCUUCGGACGGAGGGGUCACCUCCUCACUUGGCAUAUCAGUCCGCUCCGCUGGAGCAAAGGUGGCUUUCUCCGCCGUGCGUGGAACCAACCACGAGCCGUCAGAGAUGAGCAACACGUCUAUGACCAUCUAUUUUGACCAGGUUUUAGUGAACAUCGGCAACCAUUUCGAUCUCAAAGCAAGUGUUUUCCAGGCUCCAAGGAGGGGGAUAUAUAGUUUCAGCUUUCACGUGGUGAAGGUCUACAACAGACAAACCAUACAGGUCAACCUGAUGCAGAAUGAUUAUCCGGUUAUAUCAGCGUUCGCCGGUGACCAGGACGUAACGAGAGAGGCGGCCAGCAACGGAGUACUUCUGAUGGUUGAGCGGGACGACCGGGUCUAUCUGAAGCUGGAACGGGGCACCUUGAUGGGCGGAUGGAAAUACUCCACCUUCUCAGGCUUUCUAGUCUUUCCUCUAUAAUCUAAUCUGCGAUGAUCCACGUCG